Anoplopoma fimbria (sablefish) is the source of this 12298-nucleotide messenger RNA. Its product is annotated as protein unc-80 homolog. Gene Ontology annotation, molecular function: monoatomic cation channel activity. Gene Ontology annotation, biological process: monoatomic cation homeostasis. NCBI's taxonomy places the organism in Eukaryota, Metazoa, Chordata, Actinopteri, Perciformes, Anoplopomatidae. Gene Ontology annotation, cellular component: cation channel complex; axon. The transcript is spliced from 66 exons. The record is from RefSeq and is a predicted model, not a curated record.
AUGGUGAAGAGGAAAAGCCUGGAUGAGAGCGAGCCGGAGUGCGGGAAAGGAAUACCGUUCCCCAUCCAGACCUUCCUAUGGAGGCAAACCAGUGCGUUUCUGCGUCCGAAGUUGGGAAAGCAGUAUGAAGCGUCUUGUGUGUCCUUUGAGCGGGUGCUGGUGGAGAAUAAGCUCCACGGGCUGUCGCCGGCCCUGUCAGAGGCCAUCCAGAGCAUCUCCCGCUGGGAGCUCGUCCAGGCAGCCCUGCCUCAUGUACUCCACUGCACCUCCAUCCUGCUGUCGAACAGGAACAGGCUGGGCCACCAGGACAAGCUGGGCGUAGCCGAGACCAAGCUGCUCCACACGCUGCACUGGAUGCUGCUGGACGCUGCCCAGGAGUGCAACCACGAGCCCAGCCUGAGCCACGGCUGGUCGGGGGGCAGCAGCAGCAGCGCUUUCCUCCAGCCGGUGGGCAACCAGGGAUCGUCCCCAGGGGCUCCCGGCUCCGGCUCCCUGCUGGAGGAGGACGAGCAUGCUCGUACCAAGCUGUUCCACAAGAGCAUGGCCACAGUGGAGCUGUUUGUGUUCCUGUAUGCUCCGCUUAUUCAUCGGAUAAAGGAGUCGGACCUGACCUUUCGAUUGGCGAGCGGUCUGGUAAUAUGGCAGCCAAUGUGGGAGCACCGCCAGCCUGACAUCCCCGCCUUUACUGCACUCAUCAAACCAGUCAGAAACAUUGUGACAGCAAAGAGGAACUCCCCAGUCAACAACCAGUGCAGCCCCUGUGGAUCUGGCAACCCGGGUCCCAUGGGCUUCCAGGUGGUUUGCGAAGCCGGCCAAUCAGAUUCCUCCUCCCCCGCGGCUGGAGAGCGGAGCUGUCGUCGUGGUAACUCGGUCGAGAAAGGUGGCCCCUCCCACCAACCCCCACCGGUGAAAGGCCCUUCCAAGAAAAAGACAUCAGCCCCCGGCGGCCUGCCGACCUCCCUGGCCCAACGGGCGCGUUACGCCACUUACUUUGACGUGGCGGUGCUGCGCUGCCUGCUGCAGCCACACUGGACGGAGGAGGGCGUGCACUGGGCCCUGAUGUUCUACCUGCAGCGCCUGAGGCAGAUCCUGGAGGAGAGACCUGAACGCACCCCCGAACCUUUGGUCACGCCUCUGCCACGUCCACGCAGCAGCUCCAUGGUGGCUGCAACACCCUCACUGGUCAACACCCACAAGACUCAGGACAUGAGUCUAAAAUGCAAUGAAGAGGGAAAAUCUCUGAGCACAGAGACGUUUACGAAGGUUUCUCUGACCAGCCUCCGUCGACAGGCCAUCCCUGACCUCUCCGCCGACCUGGGCAUGAAUAUUUUCAAGAAGUUUAAGAACCGGCGUGAGGACCGUGAGAGGAAGGGCUCCAUCCCCUUCCAUCAUACGGGGAAGAAGCGUCAGCGGCGAAUGGGCGUUCCUUUCCUGCUCCACGAGGACCACCUGGACGUCUCGCCAACACGCAGCACCUUCUCCUUUGGAAGCUUCUCUGGCCUCGGUGACGACCGGCGGGCUCUGGACCGCGGGGGCUGGCAGGCCACCAUCAUGGGCAAAUUCACGCGGAGGGGGAGCACAGACACAGCUGCAGACGCCGACAGCCUGAGCGCCAAACACUCCCAUUCCCACCACUCACUUCUCAGAGACAUGCCCGACCACUCCAACAGCCACAGCGACAACACCGUCAAAGAGGUUCGAUCUCAGAUCUCCACCAUUACUAUGGCUGCGUUCAACACCACGGUGGCCUCCUUCAACGUUGGCUACGCCGACUUCUUCACGGAGCACAUGAAGAAACUCUGUAACCCUGUCACUGUCCCUGAGAUCCCCGUGGAGCCUCUGGCCUGCGCCAACCUGCCGCGCAGCUUCACCGACUCCUGCAUCAACUACUCCUGUCUGGAGGAAGGGGAGAACAUCGAGGGGACCAAUAACUUUGUGCUGAAGAACGGCAUGCUGGACCUCACUGCUGUCUUGCGGGCUCUCUAUGCCGUCCUCAGCCACGACAUCAGUUCCAGGAUCUGCGACGUGGCUCUCAACAUCAUCGACUGCCUGCUGCAGCUGGGCGUGGUGCCCGGCAUGGGCAAGAAGCUGUCCAAGCCCGACAACAAGGAGAACCAGGAGGCUCGGGCCAAAGACACGGCCGGUCAGGGCCUCGGUGGAGGCGCCCAGGGUGGCGGGGCAGUCCCCGGGGCAGGAGCAGGCGGAGGGGGCGAUGGUGGUGGUGGUGGUGGUGGAGGAGGAGGAGGAGGAGGGGGAGGAGGGGGAAGUGGUGGAGGGAGUGGGCAAGGGAGCAAAGAUGAUGUGAAGAAUAACAAGGAUAAUGAUAAAAAGGAAGAGGGCUCCGGCUUCAGCACCCACCGCCUGGCUCUGACCAUGCUGAUAAAGAUAGUCAAGUCUCUGGGCUGUGCCUACGGCUGUGGCGAAGGACAUCGCGGACUGUCUGGGGAUCGCCUCAGGAUGCAGGUCAGACAUUUUUCUCUUGCUUUGCUGAACCUCUUUGGUGCCUCUGCCCAGAACUGCCUGACCAGCCUUUACAAGCUGGACAAGGUGCAGUUUCGACAGACAAUGCACGAGUACGUCAACAAAGACUCUCUCAAUAACAUUGUGGACUUCCUGCAUGCACUGCUGGGCUUCUGCAUGGAGCCCAUCACUGACAACAAGGCAGGCUUCGGGAACAACUUCACCACGGGGGACAACAAGUCCGUGGCCCAGAAUAUGGAGGCGGUGGUGGUGGGCUGCAUGUUCAAGUCUCUCAUCACCCGCUGCGCCUCGACCACACACGAGCUGCAUAGCCCCGAGAACCUGGGUCUGUACUGUGACAUCCGCCAGCUGGUGCAGUUCAUUAAGGAGGCCCAUGGAAAUGUAUUCCGCAGGGUGGCACUGAGCGCGCUCCUUGACAGCGCCGAGAAGGUCGCCACCACCAAGAAACCUGAAGAGAAGGAAGAGACCAAACAGCCCGGACUCAGGAGGUCAGAGGCGGGUGUGUCCGGGGAGAAGGGUCAGGUGUCCAGUGCUGCAGAUGAGUGUCGCAGCUACAUCUCCAGUAGACCCCCCCAGACACCCGAACAUGAAGAGCAGAUCCCGGGUGCUCUGCUGGGCAGGAAGGACUUUUGGAGGAAGAUGUUUAAGUCGCAGAGUGCCGCCAGUGACACCAGCAGCCAAUCAGAGCAGGACACCUCGGAGUGCACCACGGCGCACUCUGGCACCACCACCGACCGGCGCUCUCGUUCCAGGUCGCGUCGCAUUUCACUUCGCAAGAAACUGAAGCUGCCAAUAGGCAACUGGCUGAAGCGUUCCUCUCUUUCUGGACUGACGGACGGUGUUGAGGACCUGCUGGACAUCAGCUCAGUGGAUCGACUCUCCUUCAUACGUCAGAGUUCAAAGGUGAAGUUCACCAGCGCGGUGAAGCUGACUGAAGGGGGCGCGGUGGGGCCGGAGUUCGCCAGGGACGAGGAGGAGAAUUUCUUCAAGCGGCUCGGACCACACGGUUUUCAAGAGCGUCUAGCAGCCAGUCAGGAGGCCAUGAAGAACAAGAAUGUGGUGAAUCUGGGCGCCAUUCGGCAGGGCAUGAAACGCUUCCAGUUCCUGCUGAACUGCUGCGAGCCGGGAACCAUACCUGACGCCUCCAUCCUUGCUGCUGCUCUGGACCUGGAAGCUCCAGUCGUGGCCCGAGCCUCCCUCUUCCUCGAAUGUGCCCGAUUCGUGCACCGCUGUAACCGUGGCAACUGGCCGGAGUGGAUGAAGGGCCACCACGUAAACAUUACCAAGAGAGGGCUCUCCAGAGGUCGUUCACCUAUUGUGGGCAACAAAAGAAACCAGAAGCUCCAGUGGAACGCUGCCAAACAUUUCUGCCAGUGGGGAGACGCAAUCGGCACAAGGCUCAGUGAACUCUGUCACUCUGACAGCGAGAGCCCUGCAAACAUCCUGGGUUACAUUUUUGACGAAGAGACCAAACGGAGGAUGAGAAAAGAAGACGAGGAAGAGGACUAUUUGGAUGACAACACAGUCAAUCCUACGAAAUGUGGCUGCCCCUUUGCUCUGAAGAUGGCUGCCUGCCAGCUGUUGUUGGAAAUCACCACUUUCCUGCGAGAGACCUUUCCCUGCUUACCACGCCCACGCACCGAACCACUGGUGGAUCUGGACAGCUGCCGCCUGCGCCUGGACCCGGAUCUCGGCCGCCAGCGCUACGAGAGGAAGAUCAGCUUUGCAGGCAUCCUUGACGACGAGGACGGACACGAUUCGCUCAACAGCAGCAGCCAUACGCUGAAGUCUGACACCACCUGUGAUGACAAGAAGCAACAGGAAGUUCAAGCACCAAUACGAAAGAUUCGCAUCGGAGGCUCCCGGCUGCUUCAGAUCAAAGGGGCUCGCAGUUUCCGCAUUAAGAAAGGUGGCUCUCUGUCCUCCAUACGCCGGGCCGGGAGCCUCAAGAGCACCAAGAUGCCCCGUCAGGACUCCGAGUCAGAGAACGAUGAAGGGCUGCUAUCACAAACACACAGCAGGGAUACUGUAACUGACAUAGGCAGUCCCUUCAGCACCAGUGAACCCAGCAUAGAACCAGAGGGUCAGGGCUCUGGAGGAGCAGAGGACAACUACCAUAGCAACAUGUCCUGGCUCCAUAUCAUGAUCCUGCUGUGCAACCAGCAGAGUUUCAUCUGUACCCAUGUAGACUUCUGCCACCCACGCUGCUACCAGCACCACAGCCGCUCCUGUGCCCGUCUGGUCCGCGCCAUCAAGCUUGUGUACGGUGAGACGGUGGACAGCCUGAGAGAGGACAGCGCCUCCUCUGGUUUUAUUGGGGCACGUGCCAAGAAGAGUAAAGAGUGUUCAGACAAGUCUUGCCUGAGGACCCCGUCUAUGAAGAGAAGACCCAAUGACCCCAACACAGAGGGGAAGAAGGAUACCGGCAUGCUCAAAUACAUCCGCAACCAGGUGAUGAGCCUGUCACCAGCUCCUCUCUCACUGCUGAUCAAGGCAGCUCACAUCCUGACCGACGACAUGUAUGGAGACAUCCAGCCUGCAGCCUGGGAGCUCUUGCUCAGUGUGGAUGAACAUAUGGCAGCUGCUGCUGCUGCCAUGUUCCUCCUGUGUGCGGUAAAGGUCCCCGACGCGGUGACCGAAAUGAUGAUGGCGGAGUUCCAGCACCAGGAGGCCUGCCAGCGCAUCAACUCCGUCCUGAAGUUUUACACACUGUGGCGUUUUCGCUACCAGGUGUGGCCUCGCAUGGAGGAAGGAGCCCAGCAGAUCUUUAAGAUCCCUCCACCCAGCAUCAACUUCACUCUGCCAUCUCCUAUACUGGGCAUGCCCUGUGUCCCCAUAUUUGACCCUCCCUGGGUGCCCCAGAACACAGGCAGCGUCCAGGACCCGAUCAAUGAAGACCAGUCUAAAUCCUUCUCAGCCCGGGCGGUGUCGCGCUCCCACCAGCGAGCCGAGCACAUCCUGAAGAACCUGCAGCAGGAGGAGGAGAAGCGGCGUCUGGGGCGUGAGGCCAGCAUCAUCACGGCCAUCCCCGUGGCUCAGGAGGCCUGCUACGAGCCCACGUGCAGCCCCCCGCCUGAGCAGGAGGAAGAAGCAGAAGAAGUGGUGAACCUGGCAUCACGCCGUCUGUCUGUCAGUCCAUCCUGCACCUCCAGUAACUCCCACAGGAACUACUCCUUCCGUCGCGGCUCUGUGUGGUCCGUCCGCUCAUUGGCCAGUGCUGAAGAUGAAGAGAACACAACAGAACACACUCCUACCCACCACAUGUUACAGCCACCCCAAGCCGUCUUCCCAGCAUGCAUCUGUGCUGCAGUCCUACCGAUAGUGCACCUGAUGGAGGAUGGGGAGGUCCGAGAGGAUGGUGUGGCUGUGAGUGCUGUUGCCCAACAAAUCCUGUGGAACUGCCUGAUUGAAGAUCCGGCCCUGGUUCUCCGCCACUUUCUGGAAAAACUAACAGUGAGCAAUAGACAGGAUGAGCUGAUGUACAUGCUGAGGAAGCUCCUGCUCAACAUUGGAGAUCUGCCGGCCCAGACCUCUCACAUCCUCUUCAACUACCUGGUGGGACUGAUCAUGUAUUUUGUGCGGACUCCGUGUGAGUGGGGAAUGGACGCCAUCUCGGCCACGUUGACCUUCCUGUGGGAGGUGGUCGGCUAUGUGGAGGGGCUCUUCUUCAAGGACCUCAAGCAGACCAUGAAGAAGGAGCAGUGUGAGGUCAAGCUGCUGGUCACUGCCUCCAUGCCAGGAACCAAAACACUGGUGGUGCACGGGCAGAACGAAUGUGAUAUUCCAACACAGCUUCCAGUCCAUGAAGACACCCAGUUUGAAGCCCUACUCAAGGAGUGCCUGGAAUUCUUCAACAUUCCCGAGGCCAGAUCUGCACACUACUUCCUCAUGGACAAACGAUGGAACCUCAUCCAUUAUAGCAAGACAUAUGUAAGAGACAUCUACCCAUUCCGGAGAUCAGUCUCUCCACAGCUCAACCUGGUCCACAUGCUGCCUGAGAAAGGACAGGAGCUAAUCCAGAAACAGGUGUUUUCCCGUAAACUAGAGGAAGUUGGUCGGGUCCUCUUCCUCAUCUCCCUCACACAAAACAUGCCAGCUGUGCACAAGCAAUCCCACGUGUCCCUGCUGCAGGAAGACCUCCUCCGCCUGCCAUCCUUCCCACGCACCGCCAUCGACGCAGAGUUCUCGCUGGUCAAUGAGCCACAAGGUAAGGAGCUGUUCGGGUUGGACACCCUCCACAAAGUGCUCUGGAUCAAGCUGCUGGAGGAAAUGUUUCUGGGCAUGCCCAGUGAGUACCCGUGGGGCGACGAGAUGAUGCUGUUCCUCAACGUCUUCAACGGGGCUCUGCUGCUGCACCCGGAGGACAGCGCCCUCCUCAGGCAGUACACAGCCACCGCCAUCAACACUGCCGUUCACUUCAACCACCUUUUCUCCCUGAGCGGUUACCAGUGGAUCCUGCCAACCAUGCUGCAGGUCUAUGCUGACUAUGAGAGCGACCCUUUACUGAGGCAGGGCAUCGAGUUCUGCUGCCGGCAGUUCUACAUCCUCCACCGCAAACCCUUCAUCAUGCAGCUGUUUGCCAGUGUGGCUCCGCUGCUGGAAUUCACCACCAGCACUAGUACUGGUCUUUCUAAAGGAGUGUCAGCUCAGUGUCUGUUUGACCUGCUGGUCUCUCUGGAGGGUGAGACCCGGGACGCCCUGGAUGCGCUGGAGCUUGUUAAAGCUGAAAAACCUCUACGCUCUCUCGAUUUUUGUUAUGGUAAUGAGGACUUGGCCUUUUCCAUCAGCGAGGCCAUCAAGCUGUGUGUCACCGUGGUAGCCUACGCCCCUGAAUCCUUCAGGAGUCUCCAGAUGCUGAUGGUGCUGGAGGCGUUGGUCCCCUGCCACCUCCAGAAGCUGAAGAGCAACACGAUUACAAUGGAGUCGGCCUCGGCUGCCAGGGAUGAGAUUGCAGCCAUCGCUGCUCUGGCCACAUCCCUGCAGGCCCUCCUCUACAGCUCAGAGACCCUCACAAGGCCCAUGACAGCCCCCCAGAUGUCCCGCUGUGAUCAGGGCCAUAAAGGAGGCACUACAGCUAACCACGCCAUGUCAGGAGGGGUCAACACCAGACAAGACUAAUGUCCCGUUUGUAUGCAUGUGUCCAGAGACAACCUCCACCUGUUGGAGGAGGGCCAGGGCAUGCCGAGGGAGGAGCUGGAUGAGCGCAACGCCAGGGAGGAGUUCCGCCGGCCCCGCGAGUCGCUGUUAAACAUCUGCACCGAGUUUUACAAACAUUGCGGGCCGCGACUAAAAAUCCUGCAGAACGUCGCCGGUGAGCCGAGGGUCACGGCCCUGGAGCUGCUGGACAUCAAGUCCCACAUGAGGCUGGCGGAGAUCGCCCACGCCCUGCUGAAGCUGGCGCCCUACGACACCCUGACCAUGGAGAGCCGAGGGCUGCGGCGCUACAUCAUGGAGAUGCUGCCCAUCACCGACUGGUCGUCCGAGGCCGUCCGCCCCGCCCUCAUCCUGAUCCUCAAGAGGCUGGACCGCAUGUUCAACAAAAUACACAAGAUGCCUACGCUCAGGAGACAGGUGGAGUGGGAGGCAGCCAGCAACCUGAUCGAGGGGAUCUGCCUGACACUGCAGCGACAGCCAAUCAUCUCCUUCCUGCCACACCUUCGCUCGUUGAUCAACGUCUGUGUCAACCUGGUGAUGGGUGUGGUCGGUCCCUCCAGCGUGGCAGAUGGGCUUCCUCUCCUCCACCUCAGCCCCUACCUCUCCCCUCCGCUGCCCUUCAGCACAGCAGUGGUGCGACUGGUUGCCCUGCAGAUCCAGGCCUUGAAGGAGGACUUUCCUCUCAGCCAUGUGAUCUCACCUUUCACCAAUCAGGAGAGGCGAGAGGGGAUGCUGCUCAACCUGCUCAUUCCCUUUGUGCUCACUGUGGGCUCUGGAAGCAAAGAUAGCCCCCACCUGGAGCAGCCCGAGAUCUUCCUGCUCCUCCAGACGGUCAUCAAUAUCCUCCUGCCUCCCCGAAUCAUCUCCACCUCCCGCACCAAGAACUUCAUGCUGGACGCUUCCCCGGCUCACUGCUCCACCCCGGGCGACACGGGGAAGGAUCUGCGCAGAGAGGGAUUAGCAGAGUCCACCAGCCAGGCUGCGUAUCUGGCUCUGAAGGUGGUGUUGGUUUGCUUUGAGCGCUCGUUGGGAAACCAAUGGUACCGGCUAAGCCUGCAGGUGAAAGAGAUGGCUCUGAGAAAAGUGGGCGGCUUGGCCUUCUGGGACUUCAUUGACUUCAUCGUCCGCACCCGUAUUCCUAUCUUUGUCCUGCUGAGACCCUUCAUACAGUGCAAGUUGUUGACGCAGCCUGCCGACUCCCAGGAGGAGAUUACAGCACGUCACCACAUCGCUGACCAGCUGGAGCGACGAUUCAUCCCGCGACCUCUCUGCAAGAGCUCCCUGUUUGCAGAGUUCAACAAUGAACUCAAGAUCCUCAAGGAGGCUGUGCACAGCGGCUCCGCUUACCAGGGCAAGACGUCCAUCAGCACCGUGGGCACCUCUACGUCAGCAUAUCGCCUCAGUUUGGCCACGAUGUCGCGCUCCAACACGGGCACCGGCACAGUUUGGGAGCAGGACAGCCAACCGUCGCGCCAACCCUCCCAGGACACGCUCAGCCGCACGGACGAGGACGAUGAAGAGAACGACUCCAUGAGUAUUCCCAGCGUGGUGAGCGAGCACGAAGCCUUUUUACCUCGGAUGAUAGCACAGCGCCGUUUCUCCAGCCACGCCACCGGCUCAGCGGCCUCGCAGCCCGAGGUCCCCCGCACCACCAUGCUGCCCAGCCACAGUGAACCCAAUGUGCUAGAUGAGUCCCAGGGCCUUCUGCAGGAGGGUAACCUCUCUAGGGUUGCCAGUGUGCAGAGUGAACCGGGCCAGCAGAACCUUCUGAUCCAGCCUCCUUUAGGAAGAAAAAGAGGCCUCAGACAGCUGCGUCGCCCCCUGCUGUCCAUUCCAAAGAAUGAACCACGAGGUCGAUCUGGAGCGAGGCUUUCCACAACCCGCAGGAGCAUCCAGCCCAAGAACAAACCUCUGGCGCAUGGAGACCAAAAGAGGUCAGUGACCUUUACAGAGAAUCAAGGCCAGCCGGGGGCCAGCAAACCCCCGACUCCCGGCACUACGGACCCUCCAGCUGAGGGCAGGAAGGCCAGUCCUGCCUUUUCAAAGUCCCCGACACUGGAAGUGCCCUCUGUCUCCUCGUCCACGGUGACUGCCGACCUGCACAGUCCUGCUAAGACACAGGUUCCUAACAUCAUAAGCAGCAAGGAGAAGCGAGAGCAGUGGGGCCUCCGCAGCAGCCUCUCCCCUCCCCCUCCAUCUCCCUGCUCCCCGCUGACCCUCACCCGUACAUGCUCCCCUCUCCCUUUGUCCCGCACCUCCUCUCCUCUCCCUCCGCCGCUCCCGGUGCUCGGCACGGCGCCGGCCCCCGGCCCACCGCCCGCUCCGCCUCUGCCGUCGGCGCCCCUCCUGCCUCCACCACCGCCAGCCCCGCCCAGGAUCAGAGAGAGCCCCGGGGACGCGGACACGACUGCCCUCCUGCCACGCAGCGACACCCUGCUGCAGCUCAGCGAGGAUGAAGGCACAGAGAACCCCCUCCUCACCCCGCUGCUGUCCCAUCCCUCACCCCGCCGGUCGCCCCGUCGGCGGCCCCUGCCCCUCUCCCCCGUCGACCUGGACCUGGACGAGUCCCACGUUUGAGAGGGCUGACAGGCGUACUGUGUUUUUCUAUCUGUAGCCAAAUGCCAUACAAAUACCUGCAGGGUACGGAUAACAGGGAGGCUGUGCUGCAAACAUUUCACAAACAAAAAGUAAAGUGUGAUUUUAUUGACUGAUUGAUUGAAAAAUACGUAGUUUGAAAGGAAAAGAAUGUACAGAGAAGUGAGGCUUCUUCUGUUUCCACACUGAGCCCCGGCCUCAAGUGUGUCUAUAAGCCACCGACUUGUUUUCUAUCUCGUCUGUAGCCCCGAAUCGUGAAAGACAUUUUUGUUUUUCCCCUGAAACUAAACUGCUGUCUCCUCAGUUGUUUAGUUUUGACAAAAGUGUUCCCAUUUACAAAAACAUUCCCAUUCCCUCCUCUCUCUGUGGGGCUCUUAUUUAAUCUUUAAAGUGUUGAAUAUCAACAUCAUCGUCCUUUGUCUGUUCUUAUGGCUACAUACCCUGAGGGUUGAAUGUAUAUUCUAGCAGCAAUCUACCUUACUGCUUGUCUCCUUCAUCAUAGCAACGUGAAAUCAUGCUUUAUUUUUAAGUCGACCUAUCCUGAGAUAAAAGGUUAAUUUUUUUAAAUUCAAUUUUAGAUGAAUUAUAAAAGAUCAGAAAUGUCAAAGAAUCGAUAUUUAACAAAUGAAUACUUGUUAUGCUGCAGAUUUGAAUGUCUAUAUUGCGGAGAUCUAUAUCAAAUUGAAAAAAGGAGACGUUGUAUCUUGUACAAAGUGUUACAAAGGCUAUAAAGGAAGGCAAUGCAGAACUUGUAUAGACAGUAUAUCUAUAAGAGCCAUUCUAAAGCGGGGGGUGAAAUGAGGGCCUUUAUAUUAAAUGAAGCAAGUGAUAUAUAGUAAUUAUACAAUACAGUAUAUGUAUUUUAAACAUUGUAUGUGAUAAUAUGGAAGAAAUUAGAAAUGUUUCUUCACUGUCCUGGUAAUUGAGAAAAGUCCUGUUGUUUCAGCUCUCAUUCUAAUCAUAAUGUCAAACAUAUGCCCCAAUAACUCUGUUUCUACAGUGUGUAAUGUGCUGCUCAGUGUCUCAGCAGAAGAUUUUAUUUGUGACCAAAGACGGUAUUUUAUCAGCUUAAAAUAUAAAUUCUGUAAAAACACGUUUAAAAAACGUAUCCUGAUGUUUCAGAGCUGGUCAUGUUUGUUUUCUUGUGUCUGUGUUGCUGUCUUACGCUCAUCAAAGCGAGGCAGCGAGACUUCUUAUAUUGCAACCGUGAUGCAGUGGACAGCUGUUACAUCGUUGCUUAUUCCAUGCCUUAACAGAGAAAUAUUAACACGACUGUCUGUUUAACCGCGUUUAUUGUGUCUGCUAAAAAAAACCUCGUACCUCCUAAAUGUCCACUUUUACAGAGAUCACAUAGUUUGUGGACAUGUUGUGGCAAAAAGAUCUCGAUAUCCAAUAAUAUCUCAAUAUAUUUAUUUUAAACACAUUUUUGUAUGUAAAACAUAUUUUACUGCUUUAUCCCUUUCAUCAAUAGUAAGAAUGAUGAUGUUAAAUCACAUAAUACAGGAUUAAUAUGUGCCAUAAGUCACAUAAACGCACAGUGUGUUGUUAUUGGCUGCUUCUCUCUGUUAUAUGUCAGUGCCGUAUUUAACAUGCUUUCUUUUGUGUGAAAAUAUUGUCAUUCGGGUACAUAGAGAUUUUCUUAUGCAGUGGGGAUAGAGUGGAAAUAUUGCAGCCUCUAUGGAGGUGUCUUAAUGCAGUUUAUUCAACAAAUAUUCAAAGUGUAUUCUUAAUAAAAGCACACAUUACUCCCCUGUUUCUACCUUAUUUAAGACCCAAAAUGUUUGACGUUACCACAAAGGAAAUGCAGUGAGUAAAAUGUUUCUGUUAUGAGUUCUUGUCUUGUCCUCUGUAUUCAUAUCAACCUAAGAAUCUGUUUUAAAUGUUUGCACAAUGUAAAACAUAUCUAUCUCAAAUCCAUAAAAACACACUGUACCACACAUUUCAAGGUUUUAAGUCUUUAAAGCAGUACGAAGACUUGACUUGAGUUCCCUUUAAAUGUUAUGUGUCUGUCAAACUAUGUCUUCUUUGUGCAAAGCUAGAAUAAAGUAUAUCAGAAUAUUUCUGGAAU